This is a messenger RNA of Glarea lozoyensis ATCC 20868, 2100 nucleotides long. RefSeq lists its product as uncharacterized. The coding region runs from base 1 to 2100 and encodes 699 amino acids. Lineage: Eukaryota; Fungi; Ascomycota; Leotiomycetes; Helotiales; Helotiaceae. The record is from RefSeq and is a predicted model, not a curated record. The transcript has 3 exons.
AUGAAGGCUACACAAUUCUCUUCAGCAGCUCUUGCCAUAGUCGGUACCAUUGGUCUUGUUCAAGCAGCGCCGCAAGCAUCAGUCAUUACCUCCUUCGAAUAUGAGGUGGUUACCUCAGAGUCAGUAGUCACGCGUACGAUACCAAAAUUCAUUACACUGAAAGACGCCGCCGGCUCUGCAACAGCCACACUUCUGGCAAGCGAUUCAAUCUCUACAUCAAUUUCCACAGCACGAUUCUCCAAUUCAUCCUCAGUCAUUCCCGUCGCGACUAAGACAGCAACCUCCGUAAAUUUAACCUCUAAUGGGGACAGUGGUAGCUCCAGUACCAUUUCUACCCCCAUCCUUCUUUCUACAGGUGUCUCUGGACCGCUCGAUAUAAGUUCAGCUGCAGGAGCGUUCGCCAAUGCCACAGCCUUGCCAGACGGACCUUCAACUACCCUGACGGUCUUCGCCACACAGAUAUCUACCAUUACAAGCUGCAAGCCCGAAGUGACUAAUUGUCCCGCCCGCAACUCUGCAUCUGCUGGAGUAGUAGUAACUCAGACAAUUGCUCUAACAACUACCGUUUGUCCAGUAGCAUCGGCUGAUGAAGUCAGCUCUUCGAUUGUCGCCUCUGCUAUUGCUAGCGGCAUUUCAGGUGUCACUGCGAUUGAAUCUGCUGCUACAACUGCAAGCUCGUUAGAAUCUUCAGUAAGCACAAUAUCUUCAACAGUGCUCGUACCAUCGCAAGCCUCUAUUUCCGCCAACCUUACCGCCUCCGCCGGCUCAUCUUUGAACUUGACCGGUACCUCUGUAUCGGGUAACUCUGGUGCUAGCGCAACGAGCUUGUCGGCAGCCAUUUCAUCUACCAGCGUUUCCACUUCGUUGUCAACACCAUCCACUAAUAUGAGUUCAAUCGAAGCUGUCGCCGCCACCUCCAGCUCCUCCAUAGUCUCCGCUGGUGUGUCAACUGUAUCAGGCGUUGCUCCAACAGUCCUGCCACCAUUUUUGAAUUCUACAGUGUCGGGGAACUCUGGUAUAAGCACCUCUGGCCCCGCCGGUCCAUCUACCACUCUCACUGUAAUCGCGACCCAAGUUUUUACCGUCACUUCUUGUGCAGCAUCAGUUACUGAUUGCCCAGCUCGUACCACCAAUAUAGGCGCAGUGAUCACUAAAACCAUCGCCGUCCUCACGACCGUAUGCCCAGUCGCUGACGCAUCCGGGGUUUCUUCUGCGGUCAUCUCGAGUGUUAGCGCAAGUGGUGUUGUCUCAACUGCUAUUUCGGUUUCGACCCCAGUGUCAAAUGGCGCACCUCUUCCCGCCGUUACCAUCACCUCGGUCGUCACUCUCGUAGCUCCCACGCCGGGUGCGAGUGUUCCUGCUUCUGGCCCAGCCGCUCUUCCUGCAAUUUCAACUGGAGCAAGUGUCGAGGAGAACAGCGGGGUCUCAGCAUCACUCUCAAAUGCGAAUCUGUCAACAAGCACCGCCAUCACUACCAUCGCUGGAGUGGAAAGCACGAUCACAACAAUCGUGACUGCUACUGCUGUUGUUGGCACCCCUGCACAAGGAACAGAUGUGUCUGAGAACAGCGGAGCCUCAGCGUCCCUUUCUGAGGCUGAUCUUUCAACCACUGUCGCUAUCACUACAAUCGGAGGAGUUGCAACUACCAUAACAAGCGUUGUAACAGCCACUGAGGUUGCCGUAGUCACCAUCACUCUCACCACUACCCCAGUAUCAACCGCGACCUUGAUCUCAACAAUCUCAUCCAACGGUGAAGCAAUUCUCACGACCAUUACCAGCACCUCCACGGGCGCACCUGUUCUCGUUACCAAGACUGCAGUUGGAGCCGGCAGUGGUGCUCUGCCAACCGCAAUCCCAACCUCCCUGGGUGGUGUCGCGGAAGGAGUAUGUCCUUGCGCACCAACUCUCACUUCUGGAGGCGCAAUUCCAACCCAAGGUCUUGCCUUUGCAGCAGGAGCGAAGAUCACCCUCGAAGGCACCGUAUACACCAUGGCCGCCAACGCCACUGGAAUGUUGAAAGAAUUCGGGGUCCGGGCUUCAGGUACCGCAUCUCGAGGAUUCGCACGACCAUCUGGUCGCUCUGCCCGUCUUCGUCUUUAA